Populus nigra (black poplar) is the source of this 1600-nucleotide messenger RNA. Its product is annotated as glycerophosphodiester phosphodiesterase GDPD1, chloroplastic-like. Lineage: Eukaryota; Viridiplantae; Streptophyta; Magnoliopsida; Malpighiales; Salicaceae. Gene Ontology annotation, biological process: glycerophospholipid catabolic process. Bases 81 to 1247 code for a protein of 388 amino acids. The transcript is spliced from 8 exons. Gene Ontology annotation, molecular function: phosphoric diester hydrolase activity. The record is from RefSeq and is a predicted model, not a curated record.
UACAUACCUCAAGCACCCCUGUGUGUUAGAAACAAACCUCACAAUCCCUUUUGUGUCCGCUCUUUCACUCUUGAAGAGGAAUGGCUCUAAAAGCUGCUCAUGUCUCCGAUGUUCCAAAACUUGAUCAAGUCCAAGAAAAUGCAGCAUUGGCCCUCUGUUCUUCCCGAUUGAUCACUCAAUGUGUGAAUAUUGAGGGAAGUGAUGACACCAAGCGAGGAUUUAAAUUCGGAAAAUUUGUGGUGAUGGGACAUAGAGGGAGUGGAAUGAACAUGUUACAAUCUUGUGAUCGGAGAAUGAAAUCCAUCAAAGAGAAUUCAAUUCUCUCCUUCAUUUCUGCUUCCAAGUUACCUCUGGAUUUCAUUGAAUUCGACGUUCAGGUGACCAAAGAUGACUGUCCAGUCAUUUUCCAUGACAACUUCAUCCUCACUGAACAUAAGGGAGAACUUAUUGAGAAGAGAGUUACUGACCUCACUUUAGAUGAAUUCCGUUCAUAUGGACCCCAAGAUGAAGUUGGCAGUGAGGGGAAGUCCUUAUUUAAGAAAACAAAAGAUGGGAGAAUCUUUGAAUGGAAAGUUGAAGAAGAUGCUCCUUUUUGUGCACUGCAAGAGGUUUUCCAGAGAGUCGAUGAUACCAUGGGCUUUAAUGUUGAAUUGAAGUUUGAUGAUAACAUAAUCUAUAAAGAGGAAGAACUAAAACAUAUUCUUCAAGUAAUUUUACAGGUGGUGUUUGAGCAUGCCAAGGAGAGACCUGUAAUGUUCUCAAGUUUUCAACCUGAUGCAGCUCUGUUGAUGAGGAAAUUGCAGAGUACCUACCCUGUAUUUUUCCUAACUAAUGGAGGUUCAGAAAUAUACACGGAUGUGAGAAGGAAUUCCUUGGAUGAGGCCAUUAAGGUUUGCACAGAGGGUGGCCUCCAAGGAAUAGUAUCCGAAGUCAAAGCUGUCUUUAGAAAUCCAGGAGCAGUAACAAGAAUUAAAGAAUCUAAGCUUUCCCUGAUUACCUAUGGCCAAUUGAAUAAUGUGCCAGAGGUGGUACACAUGCAACACUUGAUGGGCAUUGAAGGAGUGAUUGUUGACCUAGUUCACGAGAUCACAGAGGCAGUCUCCCAUUUUGUAGACUCUGCCAAAGAUAGUGAAGAAUCGGGCUUGUUUGCGGAGGAAGGGAAGAUCCAAGUGAAAACAAAGCCUCGAUUUUCAAGUGAAGAGCUCUCAUUUCUGAUGAAGCUGAUAUCUGAAUUUAUCCAGUCUUGAAAAGGGUUACAUCUGCCAGUAUAGUUUAAUUCCCAUAGCAUCAAACAACUUUGGUCUUGGAAAGGAUGUGCCCUUCCCUUCCUUCUCCAUGUCUUAGCGUGUACAUUAUUAUAUCCCUUUCAUCUCAUGCAUCAUUUGUAACUUGUAGGUACAAAUCAAUCACCAUCUUUAGCAGCCCUUUCCAUGCUAGAAGCUGUUGGUUAGACUAUAGUUGUUUGGAAAGCUUUGAAGUUAAACCACUUCAAGCUUUUAUGUAAAAUUGAAAUGCAUGUUACUACCAUAGUUAUGAAAAUCUUCUUGUAAUUUGUCGGUAACAGCAGAAUUGAUCGCAAGAAUUUUGUUCUUCUUUUUAA